UAAUUAAGACCACAAAGGCAGGUUUACUAUUUGUGAAUUUGCAUUUGUGAAUGUAAAAUUUGCUCAAGAAAAUAAUCAAAUUGAUUAAAAACACAUUAUUUUCUUUUGUGGGGUCCGAGUUAAAAUACCCCAAAAUAAUAAUUUUCAUUUGUAUAGAAAAUUCAGGUAGAUACUUCAUUUUAAUAAAAAAAAUCUAUAUUAUUCCAAAACUCUUGAUUGGAUUGACAUGACCAAAAGUACCUCCGUUUCAUCAGCAUUCACACAAAAAGGAACAGCACUACUCAGUGUCAACUCUAAACUUUCGUAUAAAUACAUUAAUCUGAUCUUUUUUUUAAACUGUAAGUUAUUACAGCAUAAUACAUGCUUUAAAUGUUUUAUGUGUCGUCAGUUUCGCUUUCUUUACGUCAUUCCCUCCUCCCACUGGCAUAUGGAGAUGGAAUUCGUGUUUAGAGCAGUUGACACUUCCGAAAACAAAUGAUCCAGAAAGCCAGUUGGCUUAGAAAUUUAGACGUUGAUGGUUUAGCAAAUGCAUGUUUCAUAUGUGCGCUCUUAUCUAUACUUUAGCUUUAACAGGGAUUUCGUGUAAACAAUGAAGCACAGCGGCAGCGUGAUGGAUAAUGGAUUAUGCAUGCCAGCAAAAGUCCAAGAAGAUCAUUUAGGCACAAUCAGAGAUGUAUUUGCUGGUGAAAGCCCCGAGACAAUACCCCAUCGGCUUAUUUCUCUUUUGGAGGUGUUUGACCGUUUUAAGAUAGAUAUUGCUGUGACUGGAGACUCUGGUGCAGGAAAGUCUUCUUUAAUCAAUGCGAUUCUUGGACUGAAACCUGAUGACAAAGGAGCUGCUCAAACUGGAGCUAUAGAAACCACAAAACAAGCAACUAUGUAUCAGCAAUCAAAUCUGCCCCACAUCAGGUUGUGGGAUCUUCCAGGAAUGGGAACCCCUUCCUUUGCGUCCAAGAGUUAUGUAAAGAUGAUGAACUUUGACCUUUACGACAUGUUUAUGGUCGUGAUCUCAGAGAGGGUUCGAGAAAACAACAUGCUCUUGGUUGAUGAAAUUGAUAAACGUAAGAAGCCAUUUUAUUUUAUUAGAACCAAAAUCGAUAACGAUGUGAAGUCCCAGCGAAGGAAAAGCAAAUUUUCUGAAACACAAGCGUUGGAACAAAUGAGACAAGACUGUGAGAAAUAUCUGAAGGAGAAGAAACUGGACCCUCAUAUAUUUUUAGUUUCAACCCAUGACACACAUAAUUAUGAGUUUCAGAAGUUCAUCAGCACCUUUAAAGAUGAGGUUUUCAAAAUUAGAGCUGAAGAAUUUUCAGGUUUUCUGGACAAGAUGCUUCAUGGUGGAUGGCUAAAAGCAAGAUAUGCUACACAGCACGUCCAGCAGACUGAGAAACUUGAAACGGAAGACAUCACAAAAUUGCAGAAUAUGUACAAGAGCACAGGCUUUGGAGCUGCAAAAGUCAGUGCUGUGCUGGAGGCUUUGAGUCACUUUCAGCUUGAUGUUGCAGUUUUGGGUGAGACGGGAUCUGGAGUGUCCACUUUGGUAAAUGCAUUAGUUGGUCUGGAGAAUGAAGAGAGCAGUGGAGCAGGAGCAUCCAUCAGCAACCCAGCACUGAGUCCUGUAUAUCCAGAUGUCCGGUUUUGGGAUAUUUCUGGCAUAGAGGCUGUCAUGGAUUACUCAGUGUUUGAGAUGAAACAAGCCAUGAAAUGUUACGACUUUUAUAUCAUCAUUGUUUCAGACUGGGAGAAAGUACGACAUGUAAAACUCGCCAAGGAAGUUGAAAAAUUAAGGAAGCAUUACCUCUUGGUCCAGACUAAAGUCGACUCUUGUUUACAGACUCAGGGAGAUUUAUGCUGUGAAGAGACUGAGAUACUGGAUGGUCUUCGGGCACAAUUUACACAAGAGCUUCAGAGGGAAAAACUGUCAGAACAGCAGAUGUUUCUCAUCAACAGCCAGGACAGAAGUGCAUUUGAUUUUGUAAGUUUGGAGAGUGCACUGUCCAGUGACCUCAACACUAUCAGGACAAGUGCUUUUGCAUAUUAUAUCGCAAGAACAGUAAAGGAAAAUUUGUAAAAAAUAUCACAGAAAUAUGUAAGAUAGUUAAACAUUAAGAAUGAAUGUUUUUGAAUGAGGAACUGUAUCUUACACUCACCAAGGCUACACUAGUUAAAAAAAAAUUAUAUUAAUAAUAUAGUAAAAUGUUAUUUAAAUUUAAAAUAAUGUUUUCUUUUUAAAUGUAUUUAGAAAAAUGGUCUUUGUUCUUGAUAAUUGUUCAUAUUAUCAUGGUUGAAAAUAUUUUUUUCUGCUUCAUAUUAAUGUGUAAACAAGAUUAUUUGAUGAGCAGCAAGUAAAAAAAAUUAUUUAUAAUAGAAUUAUUUUUAACAUUACAAAUCUCUACCAUCUCUUUUCAGUAAUUUCAUCUUUUUUGAUUAAUAAAAUAAUCCAAAAGAACAAAUCUAGAAAGAUAUAAAAACAUAGAAAUACUCAUUUAUUCAUUCGUUUUCCCUUCGACUUAGUCCCUUUAUUAAUCAGGGGUGGCCACAUGGUAAUGAACAGCCAACUUACUCAGCAUAUGUUUUA
Molecule: messenger RNA, 2578 nt
Organism: Danio rerio (zebrafish)
Lineage: Eukaryota; Metazoa; Chordata; Actinopteri; Cypriniformes; Danionidae
Source: RefSeq, a predicted model, not a curated record